GCUGCGCGCCGCCCAGUCGCUAGAGCACGCUCAGGCGAACAACACGUUAGAGCUUCGCGUAGCUCCUUGCCCACAGAAUAUCAUUAUAGCUUUAAUAUUAACUUAACUGCAAGAACAGUGAAUGUAAAGUGUUGUGUUGAGACUCAAAGGUUUAAUUAGUGUUGUGGUUUGCGGGCAGCAGCCAGCUUGUUGCUGCUACUUCCGGACGCCUGUAUAUUUACAAUCAAAAAUCCAUUCACCUGCGAAAAUGAGGGACGAACGGGCCAGCCUCCCGUGCGUACGCAUCGCAGUCAUCGGUAGCUCGCGUGUAGGCAAAUCUGCUCUAAUCGUUCGCUACUUAACAAGGAGAUACAUCGGGGAGUACCACUCAAACACAGAUCUCCUGUAUAAACAAACAGUACCAAUAAAUGGAACACCAGUUGAACUAGAAGUAAUCGACGUAUCUGGUUCUAAUUCUGACAAAUUCCCAGCUGAACAGAUCCAAUGGGCAGAUGCGUGCUUAUUAGUGUAUGCUGUAACGGACCGAAGCAGCUUUGAAUACGCCACUGAAGUUUUGAGCGCGUUGAAGCGAGCCCCCGCUAGUACAAGUCCGUCACACAGUCCAGCCGGCACAGCGCAUACCAUGCCACUCGCUUUGCUUGGCAAUAAAACUGAUCUGGAUCACUUGAGACAGGUAUCAACAAAGGAAGGGCAGACAGUGAGCGCCGCCCACGGAGCCUCGUUCAGCGAGGCGAGCGUAGCCGACAACUCUGGUGAUCUGUACCGGUGUGUCGACAGAUUGCUUGCAGAGGUCCGCACGCCCCAGCGCACGCGCAAAUUUUCCGUCACAAAGAUGCUCGGCUCGUUAAUAGGUGGUGCAGCAAACAACAGCCAGACAAAUCGUAGCGGGUCGGUAGUGGUGUGCCCACGCGUACCCGCGCCAUCGCGCCCAGCUUUGGCGGCGGCGGCCCCCUGACCGUCGGCUGCGCCCGCGCACCGUGCGCGCUGAUGCUUCGCCGGCGCCGGCGCCGUCUGGCUCGCCUGCCUACCCGUGCCCGCCCGCUUCUCAGCACCGCCGCCGCUAUCCGCCAUAUAAAUUAAACGCGACGGUGCCCCCGGGCCCUACUGCAGACUGCAAAGUUCUGUGUCAAACACUGACUGUUACCAAAGAUCUGUUUUAGUUUAAGUGCAUUUGAGUUCGCGUAGCGCUUGCAUCUUGCACACGUAGUGCGUCUAAAGAAUGUAUGAAUAAAUCUUGACAAUAAUUGCUAUUAGUACGUCUGGCUAUUCAAGUAUGUUUGUGCCAAAGAUUGUAUGUUGAUUGGAUUGAUGGUUUAUGUGUUAGCUCUCUAUGAAUACUCAUUUAUUUCAUUCUUAUUGAUAUAUUCCUUCACAUAAUGAUUAAUUUUUUGGUCAAAUUACGCACAAAGCGGCCUACAGUAACAAGUUAAAAUUGUAUCAGAUUUGAUUUCCUAACAGUUACAAAACACUUUCUUGGAAAACAAGAUAACGUUAAAAAGUGAUACGGCCUAAAAUACGUACCUUGGUAAUAUGUACUUUUCUAACAAUUUUCUACUUUUACACAGUAUUAUUAAACUAAGUCUCAACUAAGCUAAGCAGUGCUUUGUAUGGAUGUAUUUUGAUAUUAGUCCUAAGAAGCUGUACAUAAACUGACUAUAGUCGUCUAAACUCUUCAAUAUUACAUGAUCAAAGAGUAUUUACACUUAAUUACGUGGAGCCGUAGAUAUAUUCAUAUAUUUACAUUAUCACAUUAUACUCACUGUUGCUAUGGAUGUUAUAACAUUAGUCAGUUUCUAGUCAUAGAAUAAGGGCUGUGAAAAGACAUUUGGAUGCUAUGCAAGAAUGAACCAUGGUCAGUUUCAAUGAAAUUAAAUGUUUAAAUAUUAUAGCUAUUAUUAUCUAGAAAAUUCUAUCAUACCGUAAAUUAUACAUGUCUAUUUUACAUAAAUAAAUGUUGCCAAAGAAUAACCACUCUGCAAUUCCAUAUUGUCUAUUUAUUAAAUGAAAUUAUUAUGGAUAUAAUUAAAUUAAAAUUAAUAAUCGAGUUGCAGGGUGUAAUAUUUAUGUACACUGUUAGAAAAAUUAUAUGUCUAAAUGAAAUUGAAUUGUGGAAUGCGAAAAAUGUAUAUAAUGUAGUAAGUUGUUAUGAAGACUAAAAAGUGGUCGGAACUGAUUGGAAUAAGUAUGUAAAUAAUUUUAAUAAUAAGCUUUAAUAAUUAUUGUAUAUUAAACGUUUCUUUACAUAAUCAAUGUA
This is a messenger RNA of Manduca sexta (tobacco hornworm), 2254 nucleotides long. RefSeq names its product ras-related and estrogen-regulated growth inhibitor-like protein. Bases 248 to 955 code for a protein of 235 amino acids. The record is from RefSeq and is a predicted model, not a curated record. The transcript is spliced from 7 exons. Lineage: Eukaryota; Metazoa; Arthropoda; Insecta; Lepidoptera; Sphingidae. Gene Ontology annotation, molecular function: GTPase activity; GTP binding.